AUGCCUACCGUCUCCGAGUUUCAAUUCGAAUUUUAUAACGAUAUCGUGAAACUUUUGAGGGAUAGCGACACGCACGAUUCAGUCAUUCGUGUUGGUAAAGAGAAGAGAGAAUUUCGCGCCCACCGAGUUAUUUUAUGUGCUCGUUCAAGUUAUUUUCGCACUGUACUUUCUCCACAGUGGGUAAAAAAACAAAAUGGCGAAUUCAUAUUGGCAAUACCCAAUAUUUUGCCGGACAUUUUCGAGAUUAUUUUAGAUGGCAGUAUAAAUUUAGAAGUGCAUGAAGAUGCGGAUAUUCUAAAAUUGUUAGUUGCCGCCGAUGAAUUACGAUUAGAUAAUUUAGCGACCUAUAUACAGAUGUAUUUGAUCAAAAAGAGGACCCAAUUGAUACGUAAUGAUCCAGUACAAAUUUUAAAAAUCUUUCUUCAACAUCCAAAAUUCACCAACUUACAUGAUUUCUGUCUUGAAACCAUCCGUGAGAGUCCCAAGUUACUCUUUGCAUCUGACAAUUUUUUUUCAUUGGAUGAAACUCACUUUGAAUUGAUAUUGGAACGUGGCAAUUUAUUAAUUGAAGAAAUAGAAAUUUGGGAUAAUCUUGUCAAAUGGGGAAUAGCACAACACCCUAACUUGUCUAAUGAUGUUUCGCAAUGGUCAUCGUAUGAUUUUAGAAAUAUCGCAACAACGUUACAAAAAUUUCUUCCCCUAAUUAAUUGGUCUCAAAUUGCAUCACGCGAGUUUCAACAAAAAGUUAUGCCAUAUAAGGAUAUUUUGCCUCGCAUGCUCUACGAAAAUAUUAUUAAUCAUUAUUUAAAUCCGGAUAUUCCGGUGCGUGUAAGCUUACCUGCCCGAAGUUCAAACCCAUCCACUCGACUUAAUCGAAAUUUUACGUUACCUAGUCGAAAUUCAUCUUUAAGACCAACCAGAUUUGAUUCUACCAUCGUUAAUUCCAAAAUUGCUGCCAACAUUUCUUCGGCACAAGUUGGUCGUAUUAACCUUCCUAAUCAUGCAACCUAUAAUGACAUAAACUAUGGUCCAUCUUUUGGCGGCAGUUAUGAUUUUUACAUCAAAGGUAACAACUGGGGCAGCGACUCAACUGAGCAUUAUCCAGGUGUUACUUUCCACAAUAUCCGUAGUGGACAUUUGCAAGAGUAUGAAGUUUAUCAG
Molecule: messenger RNA, 1161 nt
Organism: Ambispora leptoticha
Lineage: Eukaryota; Fungi; Glomeromycota; Glomeromycetes; Archaeosporales; Ambisporaceae
Source: the annotation of a GenBank genome assembly